CAGCGUCCUCAGGGUCUUGGUGUCGCGCCUUCGGGGUAUCAGCGAGAUACCAGGCGCAAAUCUGAGCUCGCCAUCACCCAAAGUCCACGGUUAUCAACGGAUGACCCCGAUCACUUCCGGAGCGGCUUCCUACGGCACAUCCGUGCCCCCGGGUGGGGCACAGAUUUUUUUCGACAUGGCGUAUAAAAAAGGGAACGGCUCGAGUGGCUGCGUAUCAUUGCAUUCGCGCCCGUUGUCGCGGGACUGUGGACUCGUACAGGUAUCCUAGAGGUACCCCGAGACCGGUACCGCGAUCCGACUCAGCCACGACCAUGCUGCGUCGGCUGCCAGCCACCCUCGCGUGGACGUUCCUCGCCUUGACGACGUUGACGUCGGCCUGGCCGGUCCUCCGUCGUCGCGACGUCUUCGACAACGCCGUGGACGGCCCCAACGGGCUGAUCGCUCACCUGCGGAACCUCGGCGGUUUGCUCUACGGGUUCCCGAGCAACGAAACCGGACUGAAGGUGGCACAGUGGCGCGAGGGCAUGGACGUGAACCCGGAGGAGCUGGGCGAAUACGCGGAGGGAGACAUCCUGUUUCCGCCGAGCAUCGGAAGGAACGGUCUCGCGGCGGUCUCCGCGCGGUGGCCCAACGGCGUUAUUCCCUUCGUGCUUAGCCCUUACUUCAACGCCCAGCAGCAGAGAGUUAUAUACGACGCGAUGGACGACUACCACAAGUACACGUGCAUCAGAUUUAAGCCGUACACAGGCGAGGAGAGCGAUUACGUCAGAAUCACGGCUGGUAACACCGGAUGCUGGAGCAGCGUGGGCAGGAUCGGCGGCCGGCAGGACAUAAACCUUCAGGUUCCCGGUUGCCUGACGCAGAAGGGCACGGUGAUACACGAGCUGAUGCACGCCGUCGGCUUUUUGCACGAGCACAGCAGAUACGAGCGGGACGAUUACGUGGACAUUCUGUGGGACAAUAUCUCACACGGUCACGCGCACAAUUUUAAUAAGGCUCCCCCGGAGAUCACCCACGCUUUCGGCGUCGGUUACGAUUACGGCAGCGUGAUGCACUACUCGUCCACGGCGUUCUCCAAGAAUUAUCAAUUAAAAACCAUCAUGCCCAAAAGACAGCUGGACGGCAGCAUUUUGGAUCUUAUUGGCGGAAUCUUUCAGGGUAACAACGAGGUGAAGCUCGGUCAGAGGGAGGGUUUCAGCAAGAAAGACAUUCUGAAAAUCAGGAGGAUGUACAGCUGUGGCAAGCGCGCGGGCAUAGGUUUCAUCGAGCAGUACUAAUGAAUAAACAUCGUCAGCAGUUCUCGAACGUGUUACUACACAAGAAAGAUGAAAUUCUUGAUUGGAGUUAAUUAAUAAGAAAUCAGAAAUAUCUAGUCUUAUGUGCGAAGCGUAUUGUGUCUCUUAAAAAAAAAACUGAUAUGCGAACAGCGAGUGUGUAGGUAUAUUAACAGUAUUAUUAUAUAUUAAUAUAAUCAUUAUCAUGUAUACUUUAAUGUUAUGCCUACCUUAUAAAGUUACAUAUUACAAUACACAAGUGCACCUUU
Vollenhovia emeryi is the source of this 1543-nucleotide messenger RNA. RefSeq names its product zinc metalloproteinase nas-4-like. Gene Ontology annotation, biological process: proteolysis. The record is from RefSeq and is a predicted model, not a curated record. Bases 312 to 1277 code for a protein of 321 amino acids. Gene Ontology annotation, molecular function: metalloendopeptidase activity; zinc ion binding. NCBI's taxonomy places the organism in Eukaryota, Metazoa, Arthropoda, Insecta, Hymenoptera, Formicidae. The transcript has 4 exons.